Racocetra persica is the source of this 786-nucleotide messenger RNA. The record is from the annotation of a GenBank genome assembly. Lineage: Eukaryota; Fungi; Glomeromycota; Glomeromycetes; Diversisporales; Gigasporaceae.
AUGAAGGAAUUAAAUCGUAACGUCUUACUCAUCCUAGAUAGUGCCUCUUCAUAUACUACUAGUGCUCUCAUUCUAACUAAUACAAAAGUGCUUAAACUACCUCUGUAUACAACAUCAAAGAUACAGCCCAUAGACGCUAGCAUUAUCGCAUCAUUUAAGCUUCAUUAUCUUCAUAUGCAACUUCAACAUGCAAUUGAUCAUGAUGAAGCUAGAGAAAGUGAUAUAUAUCAAAUUGACCAAUUGCAAGCUAUGAAAUGGAUAAAGGUUGCUUGGGGUGAAAUAUUUUUAUACGUAAAAAUUAUAUCCCCUCGUGAUGAAGAUGGAAUGCCUAUUGACCCACUACCUCUUUAUGAAGAUAAAAUGUCUGUUGUUCUACCUCCUUUUGUUAAAGAUGUAGAAGACUUACUUGUUGAAGAUGUGAAAGAAAAUCUAUUUGUUGAUUUGGAUAAUGAAUUAGCCAUCAAGGAGCUUCAGCAAGUACUAGAUAUAUUGCACCUUCAGAAUUCAAUAUCAAUUAAAGAUUUGUUAAAUCUUGAGAAAGAAAAAAUAGAUACACAUCAGCAAUUUAGUGAUGAAGAUUUUAUUCAAACUGCUAUAGAAGUAGAACAAGUAGAAAAUGAAAUAAUUAUACAACCUUUAACCGGAAAGGAACAGUUAGAUAUUCUGCGCAAUGCUCUAAGAAUUGUUGAUGAAAGAAUUGAUGACAGUGGGGUAAUAAUGAAAUCUUUGUGCAAGCUUCAAUCAUAUAUUUGUGGGGAGGUUCGAAAGGAAGAAGCCGAAAAACAG